UGUAUCCAUAUGUUAUAAGUUAGAUCAUAAACAUAAUAUGCUUUCAUUUCGUAGGAUGGCUACAAAUAUAUUCAUCUUGAAAGCAAUUUUUCUUGCCUUUUACUUUUACAUAUGUUCAAAAUCUCUGCCUACAGCAUAACAUAUACAUGUGUAAAUUUAACGGCGGUGGUGUUUGGGCAUGUUUUUAUGUUUGUAAAAUUUUGUUUGUUUGUAACGCUUUUUGCACUAUAUAUAUUAUAUAUAUAAGGGCAAUAUAAUAAUGGUUUAUGUAAACGUAAAAGAUUUCGUAACAGCAGCAAAUAUUCGUUCAGAUGUAAUAAAUGAAUGCAUAAAAGCCAAGUAAUGUCAAGUUUAAAUAUUUCGGUAAACAUCUACUUAACAAUAGGUUUAAAGAAGAAUUUUAUACAUAUAUAUGAUAUCUGCAUGGAAGUGCUAUGUAAAUGAAAAGCGAGACAUAAUCUGCGGGUGUUCGAUCAAUGAUAAAAAUUCUGUUCUAUUAUUACUUAUGUGGGACAUAGAAUGAACAUAGAAUUGAUUAAAUGAAUCGUAAUAAUAAAUAAAAACAAAAAAAAAAAAAAAAGAAGAAAAACAUAUUAAAGCCAAAGUGACAUAGAAUAAUUACGUGCGCCUAGGGAUAGAUAUCUCAAACUAAUCUGUUGGCUGUUUUUAUGCUAUGACGACUCUCUCUCUCUGUAUUUAUUCUAUAAAAAUGCAAUUUUAAUUAUAUCGUACGCGAAAUUGCUGCUUUGUUUGUCGCAUGUGUGAAACUAAACAAAAAUAAAAUCACAAAUAACUUUUUAUUCAAAUAAAAAAAAAAAGAAAAAAGCGAUAUAAACUUGAUCUAAAAUCUAAAUAAAUUCAAAAUGUUAGUGCAAAUAAGAGAUGAGAAUACGUAGGUAAAUCCAUAUGCCUAAGCGGAUAAUUCCAAUUUAUGUUUUAUAUAUGCGUGUGUGUAUGUGUGUGUGUGUAUGUGUUUGUGUCUCUGUGUUCUCUAUGUAUGUGCAUACGAGCGUAAGCUAUUAAAAUAUCAAUAAAUUAUUCUCAAGUGCUUGCGCAUUAGCUUUUAACUUAAUUAUUGGCGCCGUAUGAAAUACGAAAAAUAAUCGAAAAUGUUUCUCAUCAUGCCUGGAUAAUUGAUUAGAAGCAAAACUCUUAAUCCAAGACAACUAAAUCUAUAUUCAUAAUUAAUAAAAAUAUCAGAAUAUUACCAUCAUCAACAUGCAUCUAAAUGCUCGCAUUCAGUUUCAAGGAAUUUUACAUAACCUCUUUCGUACGUCACUACUGAUUGUAUUCAGUUUGAUGAGCUUCGACAGUGGAUAUUCAUCUUAUGUUCGCUUAGAUGCCAAGAAAAAUGAAGAGAUGAGUUGGAACGUAAAGAAAGACAUGAUAAUGAUACCUGACGAACGUUUUACGGCAAAUUUUCCCAGUUCAAUGGCAUUAGUGUCUACAUUGCCCAGAGGUCAUCAUCGAAUAUCGACAUAUACAACCAGUCUUCCAGUAUCGUUGCAACAAGAGCAACUACAUCACCUCCCUCAGUCUGAAUACGAACAACCGUUUCAACCAAACAGUGCAAGCAGCAUAACAAGCUUUGAUUCUUCAACGAUGGAUGAUAGCAAACAAUCAAAACAAAUUAUUGAAACUCAAAGAUCAAACAAUCGUAUAUUGACUAGAAGUACACAUAUUGUAGCCCAUAAAGUGAUAGGAAUAGGAUUGCCAAGUGUUCAAGAAAGGAUUGAUGUGAAUUCAUCGGCCGAAGAUUCUAAUGAUAUCAUUUUUAAUGAACCCAUGCAUUUUGGUACCGAAAAUUCAACAGUGGUAACAACACAAAUUGGUGCCGCUGCCCAUAUACCAUGCACAGUACAUCAUAUUGGAGACGGUGUGGUUUCUUGGAUAAGGAAAAAGGACUAUCAUCUGUUAACGGUGGGAUUAACGACCUACAGCAGUGAUGAACGAUUUAGUGCCACACAUCUCAAGCAUUCAGAGUGUGCGUUACAGGAUUGGACGCUGCAAAUAAAAUAUGUGCAAUCACGUGAUGCUGGUAUUUAUGAAUGUCAAGUAUCAACUCAUCCACCAACAUCGAUUUUCCUACACUUGAAUGUUGUCGAAGCUCGUGCGGAAAUUUCAGGACCAUCGAUACGCUACCUCACACCGGGAUCGACAUUAAGAUUAUUAUGUCGAGUUGUUCAGAACACGGAAAUAUCUGAAUAUAUUUUUUGGUAUCACGAUAAUCGCAUGAUUAAUUAUGAUAUCGAUCGUGGUAUAAAUGUUUCAACAGAGCCAGAUUUUCAAUCUUCAGAGUUAAUGAUUUCGAGAACGCGAAGGGAGCAUUCAGGAAAUUAUACUUGCGUAGCGAGCAAUACGCAACCGGCUAGUGUUUUGGUGCACAUCUUUAAAGGUGAUAAUCCGGCAGCAAUGUAUCAUGGUCACGUUGGAUCCUCAACAAAGUCUUGUCAAAAUGUUGUGACGUUUUUCGUUAUCAUCGGUUUUAGAAUAUUUCAUAUGAAAAUUGUAUAAUUGCUGUAUAAUUUAAGUGAAACCGCAACUAAAGCGUUAUUACUAUUACAAAAGAGAAUAAGUAAAUAGUGUUUUUUUUUUUUUUUUUUUG
Messenger RNA from Glossina fuscipes, 2605 nucleotides. RefSeq lists its product as uncharacterized. The transcript is spliced from 7 exons. Lineage: Eukaryota; Metazoa; Arthropoda; Insecta; Diptera; Glossinidae. Gene Ontology annotation, cellular component: neuron projection membrane. Gene Ontology annotation, biological process: synapse organization. The record is from RefSeq and is a predicted model, not a curated record. Bases 1219 to 2514 code for a protein of 431 amino acids.